Messenger RNA from Triticum urartu, 1782 nucleotides. RefSeq lists its product as uncharacterized. The record is from RefSeq and is a predicted model, not a curated record. Gene Ontology annotation, cellular component: membrane; cytoplasm. NCBI's taxonomy places the organism in Eukaryota, Viridiplantae, Streptophyta, Magnoliopsida, Poales, Poaceae.
CUCUGCGGGUCUCCUCCCUGCUGUUGCCAGUUCCACGGUCGAAGGCGACCGGCGACCUCCCGGAUCUCUCCCUCUGUCGCUGGGGCGGCUGGCUGAAGGCAACGAAGGGUCAGGGGAGCUCCGGAGCAGCCGCCUCAGAUCCGGCAGAUCCUUGCCUGAACCCAGCCGAAUAAUUCGUCAGGUUUUCAAUCCGAUUCGGUCCUGACGGUCCUGCUCGCCCACUUCCCUAGCCGGCGGCAGCUGCGCCUUCCUUUCACCCCGGCGGCGGCAUCUCCCCUGUUCAGGUGGAGAUCCGGGCUGUUGCUUCCCGGGUUCCUGCGGAGGCGCAGGCGCCGCGCCUGCGCGCGCAGAGGCCCGGGAUCGUCGGCGAGAUGAAGGGCGCGUCCGUCCCCGCGGUUGUGGGCAUGCCUUCGCCGCUCUUUCUUUGGCGGUUUAAGGCUAUAUUGUUUCUCCUAUGGGGUUUAUGCUGUUGUAAGAUAGGGUGGGACUCGGUUAUGAGGAUGAGUGCUGAUCUGCGAGAUUUAUUUCUGUAUGAGGUUUUCUUAUACUAUAAUCCUCUCUUCCUUGUGGCACUUAUGAUUUGGUUAUGGGGAGUGAAUUUGUGGGUCUUUGCACAAUCAUCAGUGAAUUAUGUAAAGGUGUUUGAUCUUGCGCAAACACAUUUAUCACACCGAGAAAUUUGGAGGUGUGCUACUUGGCUUACUUUAAUUGUUCCCACAAGUAUGACAGCUUACCUAUACCUGUACUCACAUGGGGAAGUGUCACUUGCUGCUUCUCAACCAGUUCUGUUGUAUGCUAUCCUUUUGAUAGUCCUCCUUUCUCCGUUUGAUAUGUUUUAUUUAUCAUCGCGCUUUUACUUCCUGAGGACAAUGUUGCGUAUAAUACUUCCAUUGCAAGCAAUUACAUUCCCCGACUUCUUUUUGGCUGAUAUUUUUACAUCCAUGUCAAAGGUGUUCUCAGAUUUGGAACGUUCAGUUUGUCGCAUGGUCAAUCGUCAGGUGGCGACAAUCGCUUGGUUUGAAGCUGAUUCAAUUUGUGGUAGCCACUCUAUAGCUAUUCCUCUAGUCCUCGUGCUCCCUUAUUUGUGUCGUUUCUUCCAAUGCCUUCGACAGUACAAGGAUACAAAGGAGAAGAGUUGUCUUCUGAACGCACUCAAGUACUCGACAGCAGUCCCGGUGAUUUUUUUAUCGGCGCUCAAGUAUCAUGUAUUCCCUGACCAGUGGGUUAGCUUUUACCGGCCCCUCUGGCUUAUUUCGGGGGUUAUAAAUUCGCUGUAUUCCUUCUACUGGGAUAUAAAGCGUGAUUGGGAUUUGAGCAUUUUAACCAGGAUUUUCAUGUUCAAAAGCCCAAGCACAUGGACAAGCCUUCUUUAUGGGCGGAACUGGGUGUAUUACUGGGUGUUAGGCAGCAAUCUCAUUCUCCGCUGCACAUGGACAUACAAGUUGUCGGCGCAUCUCCGGCACAACUACCUCACAGUGUUUGCGAUAACAGCUUUGGAAAUGCUGAGGCGGUUUCAGUGGGUUUUCUUCCGCGUGGAGAAUGAGUGGAACAAGAUGACAGCCAAGCAAAAUUUUGAAAUGUCAUCCGAUAUGCCCUCAGAAUCAGACAGGCUACUGGAGUCUAAUAGUCACACAGGCUCAGAAGGUCAGGGAUACACACCAGUAGGUUUGUAGAAAAAGCUGAAAUCGUUGGCGCGAAGCAUGUAAUCAAAUCUCUUGAGAGUUGUCUGUUGACACAUGAAGUAAUAAAUAGUAAUACUGGAAUUUCUAAGAUUUUGCAUUA